Molecule: messenger RNA, 2889 nt
Organism: Brachypodium distachyon (stiff brome)
Lineage: Eukaryota; Viridiplantae; Streptophyta; Magnoliopsida; Poales; Poaceae
Product: histidine--tRNA ligase, cytoplasmic
Exons: 6
Coding region: 66-2741 (891 amino acids)
Biological process (GO): mitochondrial translation; histidyl-tRNA aminoacylation
Cellular component (GO): mitochondrion
Molecular function (GO): ATP binding; histidine-tRNA ligase activity
Source: RefSeq, a predicted model, not a curated record
GCUUCCUCUCUACCGCUCUAGGGUUCUGCAUCUGUGGGAGAGCCAAGGAACUAGAACCCUCUACCAUGGCGACUCCUCCCGCCGCCGCCGCCGUGAUGCUCGGCGGCAAGGGCGCCACGCUGUCCCCGGCGGCGGUCUACGCGCUCUCGCUCGGCCUCGCCGACCCCGUCAUCGACGCCUCCGCUCUCCAAAGGCUCUCCACCCGCGCCCCCUCCCCGCAGGAGACCCCGGAAUCCCUCCGUGGCCUCGCUCUGGCGCCGCCCGAGUCCCGCGCCGCCGCGGCGGUGCUUCUCAACAAGCUCCUCGUCACGGCCGCCGACUCCUCCUCCGCACUCGUCACCGCCGCCACGGCCAACGGCCUCGCCGGGUCGCUCGACCUCGCCGCCGCGAUGCCCCCCGCCUCCCGUGACGAGGCCUCCGUCGCCGCCGCGUCCGCGCCGGUGGCUGUCGCUCUCGCCGCCGUGAUCGACUGCUGCGCCGCCCCGCUUGUUCGCGUCGCUGACGCCGUUGCCGCGCUGUCCUGCGAGGCCGCGCGUGGGGACGUUGCGGCGUUCGACGUUCCCGCCUCCGGCGAUGGCCUCUGUGACAAGGACGAGGCUGAUGUGGCCGCCGAUGUCAGGGUACUUCUAUUUGGGUCCAAGCUAGUCAGCAGCGGUGGAGGCCCCUCUGGGUCCUUGUUCGCCGAGGUGCCCGCCGUGAAUGGGGCUUUCCGUGAAGCAGUGCGUGCCCUGCACAAGAGGGUGCGGAUCGAGCUCAAUGCUCCAGUCAAGCUGGGGAAGAGGAGUACCGCUGGAACUGGUGAGGGGAAGGAGAAGGCUUUGAUGGUGGUCGCGACACAGCUUGCAAGAUCAGUGCAUGCAAUGUGCGAGCUGAGCGUUGCUCGAGCAAGGUUCUGUGCAGGGAGCAUUGCUGAUGCCAACCUCCAGGAGAAGCUUGUGGGAGGCAUUAAUGUUGAUGAUUUGAAGGGGAUGCUUGAUAAGGUUAUGGUCGAUUCAGAUGCUGUGUCGGUCUUGCGGGGGGUGAACAACCACUUGCUCAAGUUUAGGGACUUCCUUGCCUGGGAGGCAGCUGUGGCGAUGGCAGUGAUUGAAAUGGACAGUUCAAUUCAGAAGCCACAAGCUGGUGUGGAGAAUGAAACAGGCAGUUCACAGGAGAAGAAACAAGCUGGUGGGAAGGAAGGGAAGGGUGACAAAAAAAGCAAGAAGAAAACGUUGGGGAAGGGCACUUCUGAUGUACUGAUGCUUCUUAGGGAUCAUGCUACAGGGGGAAAGGAUGUUCCUUGCAUGAAUUCUGCACUAAUUGCAGAUUGGGGAAUCGAGCUCUCGAUCUUGUUUGAUCCCAAGUGUCCUAAACUGGAGUCUCUUGUGGAGAAAGUGAAGGGGAUUGUAGAGAGCAAUGAAACAGGGAGAUUGCCUAAAAUUCCCAAGGGAACACGUGACUUUGGGAAAGAGCAAAUGGCCAUAAGGGAGCGCGCAUUUUCAAUAAUAACAGGUGUAUUUAAGAUGCACGGUGCUGUUGCACUUGAUACACCUGUAUUUGAGUUGAGAGAGACUCUAAUGGGCAAAUAUGGUGAAGACUCAAAGUUGAUAUAUGACCUUGCUGAUCAGGGUGGUGAGCUUUGCUCUUUGCGGUAUGACCUAACUGUCCCAUUUGCCCGAUAUGUUGCAAUGAAUAACAUAAGUGCAUUGAAGAGAUACCAGAUAGCAAAAGUAUACAGGAGAGAUAACCCAUCAAAAGGAAGAUAUCGAGAAUUCUAUCAAUGUGACUUUGACAUUGCUGGGGUAUAUGAGCCAAUGGAGCCAGAUUUUGAGGUUAUCAAAGUUUUGACUGAAUUGCUGGAUAAGCUGGAUAUUGGCAUGUAUGAGAUAAAAUUAAAUCACAGAAAGUUGCUUGAUGGAAUGUUGGAGAUAUGUGGUGUGCCUCCUGAGAAGUUCAGAACAGUUUGCUCGAGUAUUGACAAGCUAGACAAACUAUCAUUCGAAGAGGUGAAAAAGGAACUGGUGGAAGAGAAGGGUAUAUCAAAUGAAACUGCUGAAAAAAUUGGCAAUCUGGUAAAGACAAGAGGACCACCACUAGAAGUUUUGCUAGAAUUGAGAAAGGAGGGUAGCAAGUUUCUGGAGAACAAUGGGUCUAUUGUUGCAUUGAAUGAGCUGGACAUAUUAUUCAAAGCUCUGGAAAAGGCAAAUGCGAUAGACAGGAUAAGUUUUGAUUUAAGCCUUGCUAGAGGCCUUGAUUACUAUUCUGGUGUGAUAUAUGAAGCUGUGUUCAAGGGUGCUACACAGGUCGGCUCUAUUGCGGCUGGUGGCAGGUAUGAUAACCUUGUUGGUAGUUUCAUCAAAGGGGAGAAGAAGCAAGUACCUGCUGUCGGCGUCAGUCUUGGAAUAGAAAGAGUCUUUGCGAUCAUGGAGCAACAACAACAAGAUAAAGAAAAGAAUCAGGUGAUCCGUGCCACUGAGACGGAGGUUUUGGUGUCGAUUCUUGGGAAGGACCUAAUAUUGGCUGCUGAACUUGUGAGCGAACUUUGGAGUGUUGGGAUAAAGGCAGAGUUCAAGCUCACUACAAGGGUGCAGAACCACAUAAAGUAUGCCAUGCAGUCAGGCAUCCCGUGGAUGGUGCUGGUUGGUGAGUCCGAGUUGAAGGAUGGAAAGGUGAAAUUGAAGGACAUCAGGGCCAACCAGGAAGAGGAGGUUCUAAGGAAGGAUUUUGUUCAGGUGCUGAAGCAGAGAUUAGCUAGCCCUUAGAGAUGACGUCUUAGGAAAAUGUGGAUCGUCUAUGUACUUUUGGAUACACUGGUCUCAGCUUCAUCCGUCGACUGCCAAUAUUGAGAUAUGAACUACAACAGAAGAUGAUCUUUGAUUUAUACCAGUUAUUUUUUGAAUUGGCUUUGCA